AUGUCUCAAUCAGAAAUUCAAGUUGUCGGCUACAUUGGUCUCGGCCUCGCCGGUGGACCAUUGGCACAGAAUGUGGCCCAGAAGGGUUACAAGACCAUUGUCCGCGACGCAAACAAGGAGUGCCAGGAGCAAUUUGUCAAGGACAACGCUAGUCUUCCUGUGGAAUCUGCUAGUGAUGAGCCCGACGCAUUCAAGGACGCAGAUAUCAUUAUCACGAUGGUACCAAACGGCCAUAUUGUCCGCGAUAUCUUGCUGGGCGACAAGGGCAUCGCCCCCCACCUGAAGCCAGUACAAAAGCCGACUGAUCGACUCCCCGGUGACGCAAGUGCCUACAUCAUGGUUGGCGGUGCUCAAGAGGAUAUUGACCGCGCGCUACCUGUCCUGAAGACUAUGUCUCGCUGGCGCUUCGUCAUGGGGCCUCUAGGAAGCGGUCAUGUCAUGAAGACGUUCAACAACUAUGUCACCGCCGCUGGCAUUGCCGCGUUGAACGAUGCCUUCAUUGUGGGACGGAAGAUGGGACUCGACCCCGUUCAAAUCACUGACGUCCUCAACGUGGGAACUGGACGUAAUUACGGGACUGCCCACUCUAUCCGAGCAGAAGGUCUCACCAGAUCCUACGCUAGUGGUUAUGGGCUGGGUCUGUUGGUCAAAGACUUGGGCAUUAACCUGGACCUCUGCACUUCUAUGGGUAUCGACACCACGCUGGCCAAGCAUAUGCAUGGCUUAUUCAAGGAGGCCUGGGAUGAACCCAACGUUGAAAAGAGUGCCGACUACACAGAGUGCCUGAAACUUUGGGAGCGCAAAGCUGGCCUAGAGCUUCCCACAGCCCCAACGAGUGUGAAGGAGGAGGAUGAGCCCAGAACGUUCCAGUCCCCCAUUUAG
Molecule: messenger RNA, 882 nt
Organism: Clonostachys rhizophaga
Lineage: Eukaryota; Fungi; Ascomycota; Sordariomycetes; Hypocreales; Bionectriaceae
Source: the annotation of a GenBank genome assembly